AUGAAAAUUUCUUCCCCAACUAAUCUUGAAAUCAAAAAGACAAUCAAACCAGAAAUUAAGAAAAAGAAUUUUGUGUUGGAUAUUGAAAAGGAGACUGAUUUUGAGCUCCCUAUGAAUUUAUAUGAAGAUAAGGAAGAAUUUGAACUGGUUGCUGAAUUGAAAAAUUCUACCCCAACAAAUUUACCCAAAAAGACUAUUAAGAAAUCUAUUAAGGAAACGAAUUUGGUUGAGAAGUUUGAAAAAGAAAAUGAUCUUGAUCUCCCAAUGAAUUUGUUCAAAGCUAAGGAGGAAGACAAAUCUGAGCAGGAAAGUGUUGUUUCUGAAAAGGAUCUAGCAAUGGAUUUUGAGGAAGCUGAUUUUGAACUUCCUAUGAAUUUAUUCGAAGAAAAGGAAGAGGUUGAUUUUAAGGAGUCUGAAAAAGAACAGGUUGAGACUGAAAUUAUUGAGGAAAUUGGCUUUGAAAAUGAGAUUCAAAUUGCUAAGAAAGAUGAACAUGUUGAGAAAGAUUUUGAGGAAGUGAGAAAAGAGAAAGCAAACGAAUUAGGUCGCAUGAAAAAUGAUCUUGAUUUAUGCAAUCAGGAAGAUUCUUUGGAAAUUAAAGAGAGAAAUUUUGAGAAUUUUGGAAAAAAUUUGGACCAUAUUAUUGAAGAAAAUUUUAAGGAAAAAAGAAAGGAGAAGGCAAAUGAAUUGGGCCGAAUGAAAUUUGAUUAUGAGUCCAAAUUUUGA
Meloidogyne enterolobii is the source of this 726-nucleotide messenger RNA. The record is from the annotation of a GenBank genome assembly. Lineage: Eukaryota; Metazoa; Nematoda; Chromadorea; Rhabditida; Meloidogynidae.